AUGGAGAAAGUUGUAAAAUUUGGUAAAACCAUUCGAAAUAAUUGGAAAAAGUCUGUUGUAGGUGUUAUAGCCUUAUAUUAUGGUGCGGCGACAGUUAAGGAAAAAUACGAAAUCAAUCUAUUAAUGCGUGCAGCUUGUAGAGAAGCUGCAAAAUAUGGUGAUUCAAUGAUACCUAUAGAUCGGAACCCCACUCUUGUUACUGUAAUACUUAACCCUGUUGCGAACAAAAGGAAGGCAAAACAAGAUUUUGAGAACUAUUGCGAGCCUCUCUUACAUUUAGCUGGGUUACAAGUUGAUGUUAUACAGACAGCUACGGAAGGCAAUGCCAAAGAGAUUGUGGAGACGUUAAAGGGGACAGAGGCUAUAAUCGUAGCUGGUGGUGAUGGAACAUUAUCAGAAACUGUUACUGGAUUGUUACGAAGAAAUGAUGAAGCAAACAGAUUCCCACUAGGAGUCCUGCCUCUCGGACGUACAAACUCAAUUGGGAAUAUAUUAUUUCCUAACAGCGGUGACGGCGGUAAUGUGGAGAAAGUCAAACAACUGAUCGAAGCUUCCAUGGCAAUUAUUAAUGGCAACACAGUAUGGAAAGAUGCUAUCAAAAUAGAACCAAUCGCCGAAGAUACAGAAGUACCCCCCAAACCAAUUUACGCAAUGUCUUCUGUCGAGUGGGGAGCUUUCAAAGACGUCUUCGCAAAGAAAGAUAAAUACUGGAUAUAUGGAUCUUUAAGAGACUACGCGUCAUUCGUUUUUAAUGGUUAUAAGGAAUCUCUAUGCUGGAAUUGUAGCGGCACCAUCAAAUAUACUCCUCCUUGCGCUGGAUGCAGGAACUGCCUAAGAAAAAGACCAGAAGUUAAGAGGAAAUGGUUCUUCUUGAUGCCAAGCGUCUCUUCUCAGACUAAAACGUCAGAUCCAACUGAUUUGGUCAACGUAAACUGCUCAAAAACAGAAGAGUUAUGCUUUAAGACCUGCGAUUUCAGGAUAUUAUCACCUAAUAUAAACAAUACAGACCAAGUCCCGGCUUUAAGUAUAGCUAUAGGUAAAAACGGGUAUUCAUACAAAGACUUUGUAACAGAAGGCUGGAAUCGUGUGAAAAAUGCCGAAGUUUCACAGCCUAUUUUAGCUCGGACGAUAGAGCUUCUGCCCAAUGGCAUAGAACAAGAUGCGACAAUUGAAAUUGACAAGGAGGAGUUUGAAGUGAAGCCUGUAAAAAUAACGUUAUUGCCAAAAGUUGUUAAAUUAUUCUGUAAACCUGCAGUAAAUACUGGAUAA
Molecule: messenger RNA, 1269 nt
Organism: Arctia plantaginis
Lineage: Eukaryota; Metazoa; Arthropoda; Insecta; Lepidoptera; Erebidae
Source: the annotation of a GenBank genome assembly